Molecule: messenger RNA, 774 nt
Organism: Bombina bombina (fire-bellied toad)
Lineage: Eukaryota; Metazoa; Chordata; Amphibia; Anura; Bombinatoridae
Exons: 3
Coding region: 22-774 (250 amino acids)
Biological process (GO): immune response; immunoglobulin production
Source: RefSeq, a predicted model, not a curated record
UUACACUCCUGAAACAUAAAGAUGAUUUGUUUUCUGAUAAGUGUAUUUCUGCUUUCUGUACAAGGCUCCUGUGGACAGAUUGUGAUGACUCAGUCUGCAGAAUUCCUUACUGUGUCACUAGGAGAAAGUGUCACCAUGAAAUGUAAAGCCAGUACUAGCGUAGGUGGUAACUUAGCCUGGUACCAACAGAAACAAGGACAAUCUCCAAAGCCUCUUAUCUAUGCUGCAAGCUACAAACACACAGGGACCCCAGACAGGUUCAGCGGCACUGGGUCUGGUACUGAUUACACUCUCACUGUCAGCGGAGUGCAAGCAGAAGAUGCAGCAGAUUAUUAUUGUCAGCAGUAUCUGAGCUACCCUCUCACAGUGAUACAGAGCUGUACAAAAACCUUCCUCUCAUGUUUCCUCUGCUUCAUUACUAUCAAGUGUUCAGUAAACAUACAGUGGUACAGGGAUGUGGCUGAUGAGCCCUCACGACGACAGGAACCUGGAAGAGAGAAGGAGGCAUCUGAAUGUGAUGAUGUGGUACCCCCUACCCCCCAAACCCGCACUACUGCUAGGCCCACCAUUGCAGCUAGGCAGGCAGUAAGGAGGGAGUUAGCUUUGUCCCCUAGGAGUACUGGGAGUAAUGGUAGGACCAAUGUUAGUGCCCAUAGGGGAGGAGAAAAAGAGGGCUCGGUCAGGGGUAAUAGCCCUCCCGCACAAUCUAGGCCUAAUCAAUCUUCAGGGAGCGUGGGUGGGCCGGGGAACAUCAUCCAGCAGAGGUGUCUUUGA